This is a messenger RNA of Carassius gibelio (silver crucian carp), 2598 nucleotides long. Its product is annotated as protein NLRC3-like. The coding region runs from base 1 to 1743 and encodes 580 amino acids. The transcript has a single exon. The record is from RefSeq and is a predicted model, not a curated record. Lineage: Eukaryota; Metazoa; Chordata; Actinopteri; Cypriniformes; Cyprinidae.
AUGCUGAAGAGGAAGUAUCAAUGUGUGUUUGAAGGAAUUGCAAAGCAUGGUGAUUCUACACUUCUAAAUAACAUCUACACAGAUCUCUAUAUCACUCUGGGUGGUAGUGAACAGGUCAAUACUGAACAUGAAGUAAGACAGAUUGAGGUUGCUUUCAGGCGUCAUGAAUCACAAGAGAUACAGGUUGAAUGCACAAAUUUGUUUGAAGCACCUGAACAAGACAAGGAGAUCAGAACUGUACUGACAAAAGGAGUUGCUGGCAUUGGAAAAUCAGUCUCUGUGCAAAAGUUUAUUCUGGAUUGGGCUGAAGAAAAUGAAAAUCAGGGUAUCAGCUUUGUAUUUCCUCUUCCUUUUCGGGAGAUGAACUUAAAGGAUGAAGAAAACCAAAGCUUGAUGAGCCUUAUAAAUCAGUUUUUCCCAGAGACAAAAGGACUGAACCUUACAAGAAGGAAUCAGUUCAAAGUCCUGUUCAUCCUUGAUGGAUUGGAUGAAUGCCGUCUUCCUCUUAACUUUGAGGGUAAUGAGACUUGUCGUGAUGUAACAUCACAAGUCUCUCUGGAUGUUCUCCUCACAAACCUCAUCAAGGGAAAUCUGCUUCCUUCUGCUCUCAUCUGGAUCACCACCAGACCAGCAGCUGCCAGUAAGAUUCCUCCUGACUGUAUCGAUAGGCUAACAGAGAUACGAGGAUUCAAUGAUGCACAAAAGGAGGAGUACUUCAGAAAAAGAUUCACAGAUGAGAAUCAGGCCACCAAAAUUGUUGAGCUUAUUAAACAUUCAAAGAGUUUAUUCAUCAUGUGCUACAUCCCAGUCUUCUGCUGGAUUUCAGCCACUGUUCUACAGAACAUUUUAGAAAUUAAAAGAAAAAAUUAUAUCAGAAAUACUGAAGACACUCCCAAGACUCUGACACAAAUGUAUACACACUUUCUCCGCUUUCAGAUCCAGCAGAGCAGACAGAAGUAUGAUGUUUCCUGGGAUAAAGAUACCAUACUUUCACUGGGAAAACUGGCAUUUCAUCAGCUGGAAAGAAACAACCUGAUCUUCUAUGACACAGAUCUGGAAGCCUGUGGUAUUGAAGUCUCUAAAGCAUCAGUAUAUUCAGGCAUGUGUACCCAGAUCUUUAAGGAGGAAACCGGGAUCAUCCUUGGUACCAUGUACUGCUUUGAUCAUUUGAGCAUUCAAGAGUUUAUUGCAGCCCUUUAUGCACAUCUGUUCCUAGACCUCAACAACAAAAGUGUCUUUGAUCAAGACUGUACAGAACAGGUAAACAAAAUUGAAACAUUGACUGAUUUGCUCAAGACUGCAGUGGACAAGGCCCUUGAGAGUGACAAUGGACAUCUGGACCUUUUCCUUCGAUUCCUCCUCGGUCUGUCACUUGAGUCCAAUCGUCCACUUUUAAGAGGCCUGUUAACUCCGCCAGACGGCAAUGACCAGAGCUACAAGGAAAUAGUUCAGUACAUCAAGCAGAAAUUAGACUCUAAUCUAUCUGCAGAGAGAUCCAUCAAUCUGUUUCAUUGCCUGAAUGAAUUGAAUGACCACACUCUGGUGAAAGAGAUUCAAAGCCAACUUAACAAAGGAAGUCUUUCAUCUGCUGAUCUUUCUCCUGCCCAAUGGUCUGCUGUGGCAUUUGUAUUGUUGACGUCAGAGGAGGAGCUGGAGGAGUUUGAUCUACAGAAAUUCAAGAAAUCAGAUGAGUGUUUCUUUAGACUUUUGGAAGUUGUCAAAACUUCCAAAAGUGCUCUGUAAGUAAUUUUUACACUCAUUUGAAAAGUACAUUAAGUCACAUAUAGUUAGUUCUGAAUCCAUUUAAUGCAUCUUUAAUAUCUAUAUACAUAAUAUUUCCUCCAUAUAUAAUUUAGCUCUAAUGCUUGCUCAGUCAGAUCAGAUCACAGAAUGAAAUUGCUCUUUCUUAAUGGCUAACAGAAAAUAAGUGCAAUGUACCUCACUGACCAUAGCAAAACUUAACAAAAAAAGUUUUGAAAAAAGAGUGGUGCAGGUGGUGUUUGUGCUAACGCUCAAAUACAUGUAUGACUAUGCCAUCCUAGGGCUUGCACCCAGGGAAAUACCACGCACCCUCAGGUGCUGCUCAAGGAACAGGUUCGAGACUACCAAAAAGAGCAAGAGACUUGACUUACCCAGAUAAAACGUUUAGUUUUAAAGUCAUUAAUCCUACAAUAUUAAAAAAUGGUCUCAUCAACAGUUUACCAAUUAAAUACCCACAGUUACAAAGAGACCGUAAUAAAGUUUUACAAUUAACAGAAAGGACAAUCCCCACAGCAAAUCAGUGCAUACAAAUCCAGAAGCAAGUGACAAACCAAAAAGAAACUAAAGCAAAAGAAACAAAUACACUGCCCUUCUGUAAAGCAUCAAUAUCACAGAUCAACACAUACUUGCUUAUGAAACAACAGCUAGCACUCAGGCUACACAUCAUUCAUAGACCACAGUGAGCUUUAUGUUACUGGCGCUCAUCACUUUGGAUAUGCACACACACAAGAGGAACAGUACAUAGACCCUGGACCUUUAUGGACCACAAGACCAGAACACAGAGCAGAAUAACCCUGUACCACUUAGACUUUAUACUUAUAAAGCCACUAGGCCACC